GUUUAAUUCAUUUUGCACAUAUCGUUUCCUGACUGUUUAAACUUGUACUGGUGGUCUCUUCACAUAAACAUACAUUAGGACAUGACAGCGGUCUAAUCAAUAUAGCCUCUUCAAACUGUGACGCAUCUCCAGUUGCAUCUCUGUCUAGCACACAGACAUUCAGCAUGUCCUCGCAGGCUGAAGGGACUGCAGAGCAGGCCCCUGACACAGAAGGACCCUCCUGUUUUUCCUCCUCUGAGAAUGAAGCCACACCUGGGAGCGUCUUCACCAUCACUAUUGGAGCAACCGUGCCCACGGGGUUUGAGCACACUGCUGCUGAGGAGGUCAAUGAGAAAAUAGGGGUUGAUGCACGUAUCAGCAAAGAUCGUGGUCGUAUAUACUUUCCCAUAACCACUGACAAGCUUUUCCAGGUCCAUCUUCUGAGGUCUGUGGACAACCUGUUUGUUGUGGUUCAGGAAUAUGAUCAUUACCAGUUCAAAGAAUCAAAGGAGGAGACUCUGAUGGAGUUGCAGCAACUUGCCUCUAAACUUCCCUGGUCUAAUGCAUUGGAGGUUUGGAGACUUAAUCGCACCUUCAAAAAAAAGAAAGGCUACAGGAAAGGAGGAAAUGGCUCCAAAUUAAAGCCCAGUAGUGCCACUGAUGUGCCUGUGCCUGACACUGAGCAGCAAGAACUGGCAGCUGAAAGCCAGAUGAAGAUGGAGGGCACACCUGAUGUGGAGAGUGGCACUCAGGAGUCUGAGGAGGCUGCACCUGAGGCAAAAGUCAUUAAGUUUCGUGUGACGUGCAACAGGGCUGGAGACAAACACAGCUUCUCCUCUAAUGAGGCAGCCAGAGACUUUGGUGGGGCUGUGCAAGAAUUCUUCCAGUGGAAAGCAGACAUGACAAAGUUUGACAUAGAGGUGUUACUAAACAUUCACAAUGAAGAGGUUGUGAUUGGCAUCGCCCUCACAGAAGAGAGUCUUCACAGGAGGAACAUCAGUCACUUUGGACCCACUACACUGCGCUCUACCCUGUGCUAUGGCAUGCUCAGACUGUGCAAACCUCAGGCAUCAGAUAUAAUCCUUGAUCCAAUGUGUGGGACUGGAGCCAUACCUUUGGAGGGGGCCAUCGAGUUCGGCAGUUCAUUCUACAUUGCCGGCGACAACAACGACAUGGCAGUGAACCGCACAGUCAAUAAUAUUUCUCACAUUCAAAAGCGGAGGGCAGACAAAAGCAGUGUCCCUGGAUUACCUAUUGACACGGUGCGUUGGGAUCUGUGCAACUUACCCAUGAGGACCAGCUCUGUUGACAUAAUCAUCACUGACAUGCCCUUUGGGAAGAGAAUGGGCUCUAGGAAGAAGAACUGGGACCUCUACCCCGCCUGUUUGAGAGAAAUGGCACGGGUGUGCAGACCAGGCUCAGGGAAGGCUGUGCUGUUGACACAGGACAAGAAGUGUUUUUCUAAGGCUAUCUCGAGGAUGGGAGGGCUGUGGAAGAAGGUGCUCACUGUUUGGGUCAACGUUGGAGGUUUACAUGCUGGAGUGUACCUCCUCAAGAGGACCGGGGCCGUGUUUGGUCAAACUCCAGAGGAUGUCUAUGAAUCACGGGGAACGGUUAACACGCAGGGGGACGAAAAGGAUGACAAGGAAACCUCUUAACUUACAUCCUGCAUUCAAGAAUUAAUGUUUAACUUGCAUUAUUUAUAUUUUUACAUAUUUAACCUCAUAAUUCAGGUUCUCUGGUCAAAUGUGCCAAGCGUGAGUUUAAUUUUUUUGUUUUCUCAUUUGGUUUGAUGUGAAAAAGGCAAAACACUGAGAAUGAAAGCUUUUUUGAGGUCAUCAGCAGUUUAGAGGCCCCUCACUCUGAGCCACCUCAUUUAUCUUUUUGUCAGAAAACCUCCAGAAAGUUGUUCCACUGACCACCUCAGACCCACUGUGUCUACUUUACAUGAAACGCACAUUACUUUUUGUUCCUACCAAUAAAUACUCAAACUAAA
Molecule: messenger RNA, 1975 nt
Organism: Cheilinus undulatus (humphead wrasse)
Lineage: Eukaryota; Metazoa; Chordata; Actinopteri; Labriformes; Labridae
Gene: thumpd3
Product: THUMP domain containing 3
Exons: 10
Coding region: 165-1637 (490 amino acids)
Biological process (GO): tRNA methylation
Molecular function (GO): RNA binding; tRNA (guanine) methyltransferase activity
Source: RefSeq, a predicted model, not a curated record